AUGUCUCAAUAUUUGUAUGAUUUAUUCGCUUGGUUGAUGAGCAAAAUAUGGGGAUUACUUCCCUUUAGACUUGCCGUGAAUCCGAGCGAGAAAGUGAUCAGAGAACAGCUUCGAACCCACUCCGUAGCUACCAACAACCAAGCACUACAAGAUUUGAUUGUAGAUAUCAUUUCUCAUUUGCCAUCGUUGGAUGAAUUGAUUGGAGAGCAACAGCAGCACGAACAUCAUGAUCAAGAACAUCACCAUCCGAAUGUGAUGGAAAUGAUUCCUCAUCUAUUUGAAGGAACCUUUAAAGAAGCUAUUGACUUUUGUAAAAACAAUGAUCAAUUAUUAUUUGUAUAUUUACAUUCACCUGGACAUGAUGAUUCAUAUGAGUUUAUUCAAAACGUUUUUUGUAGGAAGGAAUUCAUUGAAUUUGUAAAUUCUAAUUUUGUAGUUUUCUCAAGCUCUAUCAAAUCACAAGAAGGCUUUGCAGUUUCCAAUCAAAUUCAAGCAACUUCAUUUCCUUUCCUUGCCAUAUUAAUGGGAAACAAAGUAUAUUGGAAAAUGGAUGGCCUCUCUGAGUUGAUGAAUUCUUCACAACAAAGUGGUAUCCAUCUCAUUGAUGCUUUACUUACUCAAUUAAUUAGUGAACAUGAACGAUUGGAUGCUCAAUUAAUCAUUCAACGAAAUGAAAAACAAAUGAGAGAGUUUGAACGAAGAGCAAGAGAGGAACAAGACAGAGCUUAUGAAGAAUCAUUACGAAGAGACAGAGAAAAAGAAGAAAAAAGGCUCCAAAUGGAACGUGAAAAAGAGCGAGCACUCAAUCAAUUUAAAUUCAAGCUAUUCGAAAACGAGACAAAACGAAAUGAAAUCAGACAGAACUUGUUAUUUUAUAACAAUGAACCAAACUACAAGAAUAUCAAGCUUAAAUUGCCCAAUGGAACAGAAACUCAAAACAAAUUUUCAUUACACUUGACUUUUGGAGAUCUUCAUAGAUUUGUUCAUGCCUAUUCAGGUUCAUGGCAACCUUCAAGGUUUAGCAAACUUGAAACUGACUAUGAAUUGACUCUCAACUCAUUUCCAAAACGACAAAUUCCAUUCGAUGACUCACAAACUCUUUCUUCCAUUGAAGGAAAGGCUCUUUUAAUCUAUGUGAGAGAGGCAGAGCAUGACGAAGACGAACAAUUUGCCCUCCAACACUCUUUGUAA
Naegleria fowleri is the source of this 1191-nucleotide messenger RNA. RefSeq lists its product as uncharacterized. Gene Ontology annotation, molecular function: ubiquitin binding. Gene Ontology annotation, cellular component: endoplasmic reticulum. Bases 1 to 1191 code for a protein of 396 amino acids. The transcript has a single exon. NCBI's taxonomy places the organism in Eukaryota, Heterolobosea, Eutetramitea, Acrasida, Naegleriidae. The record is from RefSeq and is a predicted model, not a curated record.